GGAAAUGCAAUUAUUUUGAUAAUUGAUUAAAUUAUAUAAAUAUACAAUUUCCUUAGUCAUGACAGUGAGAGAUGCAUUUACCAUUUAUUUAUGCUACUAGUACUGAUAUUCAAACAAUUAAUAUACUUGAUGUAUAUAUAUACUUGACCUGCAACUACUGAUUAUUAUAUAAUGGUUUUCCUUGAAAUUUACAAGUCACAUUAAUGUGGAAUAUCCACUUAUAAGUUCCUUCCUCCUCUUACUUAUAUAUAUAGGUACUAAUUCAGAUAAGGAAGAAAAGUUUGUGUAUAUUCCACCAGAAAAAUUAUGUAUCCACCAGUAAAUGAAACAGAUGGAUAUGCAGCUCAUAGUCAUAAUAGCCAUCCACCUCAAGGGUAUGUCCUUCAAAUGCCAAGUUAUGGUAUGCCACAACCUUAUGCUCCUCCUCCAUAUGUGAUCGGCACCAGUUCUAGAGUCAUCCCUAGGACACAUCACUGGUCUACUGGUCUUUGCCGUUGUCUCGAUGAUCCUGGAAUCUGUUUGGUUACUUGUUUCUGCCCUUGUGUUACUUUUGGAUUGAUAGCAGAGAUAGUAGAUAAAGGCAAUUCAACUUGCACUUGUGAUGGAACAAUUUAUGGGGCACUAUUGGCUGUGACAGGACUUGCAUGUUUAUAUUCAUGUUAUUAUCGGUCCAAACUAAGGGCACAAUAUGACUUGCCAGAGGCACCUUGUAUGGAUUGCUUAGUUCAUUUUUGUUGUGAAACUUGUGCUCUUUGUCAGGAAUAUAGAGAGCUCAAAAACCGUGGAUAUGACAUGAGCAUAGGGUGGGAAGCUAACAUGGAAAGACAAGGGCAAGGGCAAGGAUCAGUUCCAAUGGCACCACCUAUGAUUUCACCAGCUAUGACAAGAUGAAAUUUACUCUCUUUAGGAGCUAGCUCUUUUCACUAGUCAUGGGAACUGUUAGUGUUGUUUCAACUUCUUGAUUUGUAUUUAUUCUAUUUGGUGCUUGGUUUGAGUGGUUUUUGUUACUAUUUUAAAGAAUGAAUUUUUGGCUUAACU
Molecule: messenger RNA, 1038 nt
Organism: Trifolium pratense (red clover)
Lineage: Eukaryota; Viridiplantae; Streptophyta; Magnoliopsida; Fabales; Fabaceae
Product: protein PLANT CADMIUM RESISTANCE 2-like
Exons: 4
Coding region: 307-891 (194 amino acids)
Source: RefSeq, a predicted model, not a curated record